Tachysurus vachellii is the source of this 5499-nucleotide messenger RNA. It is a transcript of the gene opcml, whose product is annotated as opioid binding protein/cell adhesion molecule-like. Gene Ontology annotation, cellular component: neuron projection. Bases 838 to 1863 code for a protein of 341 amino acids. The transcript has 7 exons. Lineage: Eukaryota; Metazoa; Chordata; Actinopteri; Siluriformes; Bagridae. The record is from RefSeq and is a predicted model, not a curated record.
UAUGAAUUGUCUAUUAACUGCGCUCUACUGGGCUCAUAAAAAAGGCAUAAACCAUUCUGGGCUAGACAUGAACAGAAUAUAUUUACCAAGUAGGCCUGUAAGAUGCUUUAUGAGAUUUUUACGCGUGGUUAUGAUCGGUACGUAAAGAGCGCGUUUAGUGUUGUGCCGGCGUGUUUUAGCGUGGGUUGAUCUCAACAGAUUAUUUUUUCUCACACCGCUGCUGCACAAUAAAAAAGAAAAAAAAAAAGAAAAAAAAGGGAAGAAAAGGAAGAGAGAGAGAGAGAGAGAGAGAGAGAGAAAGAGAGAGAGAGCGAAAAUCGCGCACUGUCGUUUCCCGCGUGCGCUCAUUCAGCGCUCCAGUUCCGCUCCAAUCCAGAUCUGUGAGCUGCAGCUGAUGGUCCGUCAGUCUCCUUGUGACCUAACCACGGGAAGAACAUCUGCUCUUCCUCUCUUUCUGUCUCUCUUUCUUUCUCUCUUCUAAGGAAUAUCAGCCUGCGUUGCGCUUUCGGCUCGAACGAUGCGCUGUGCAGUUUGAUAACACGGAUUUUCAGUGCAGUGUUGGUUUCAUCAGAGCAUCACUAAAGACGCGUUUGGUGAAGCUCUGCGUCAUUCCUUCAUCUCCAGCUCAUCCAGGCGAAAGGCGUCGGAAGUUUUCGAGGAAUAUCCAAGAGGACAGUGUUUGGUUUGGAAUAAAAAGCGCUUUGGCUGGAAAUUUGAACUGGAGACAAGCCGCUGAUAUCGGACACGUUUGAUUUGUUUUUUGCGCUCUCGGUUUAGUUAGGGAAGUUUUUUGUGCAGCAACAGCGGAAAACAAAACAAACAAACAAACAAACAAACAUGGGCUUAUGUGGUUAUGUAGUUGUGCCCUGGAGAUGCCUGGCAGUUCUGGCUCUGAGACUGCUCUUCCUUGUGCCUGCAGGAGUGCCAGCUCGGAGCGGAGACUCUUAUUUAAAGGACAACAUCACGGUGAGACAGGGAGACAGCGCCGUCUUAAAAUGCAAUGUGGACAGCAAGGUAUCGAGGGUAGCCUGGCUGAACCGUACCACUAUUCUCUUCACGGGGAGUGAGAAAUGGUCUCUGGACCCACGAGUCGUCCUGCUGAAUAACACAGCAGUGACAGAGUACAGUAUAAAGAUCCUGAACGUGAACUUGCACGAUGAAGGGCCGUACGUAUGCUCCAUCCUCACAAACAAGAAACCCGAGUCCACCAAAGUUCAUCUUGUUGUCCAAGUUCCAGCCAGGAUUGUGAACAUCUCAACAGACAUAACGGUAAACGAGGGCAGUAACGUCAGUCUUAUGUGUUUGGCAAUUGGACGACCUGAACCCAGUAUUAUAUGGAAAUAUCACUCUGCUACAGGUCGUAGAUUCAUCAGUGAGGGCGAGUAUGUUGAGAUGACUGCAAUCACCAAAGAACAGUCAGGAUCAUAUGAGUGCAUCUCUUCAAAUGACAUCUCACCCCCUGACGUGAGGACGGUACAAGUCACAGUAAACUAUCCUCCGGUCAUUUCGCGAGUUCGUAGCGAAGGGACGGCUGUUGGACAGAGAGGAGAGCUGCAGUGUGAAGCAUCAGCUGUUCCUCUUGCUGACUUUCAGUGGUACAAAGAAGAGCGCCGCCUUUUCAACGGACUCAACGGAGUCAAAAUCGAAAACAAAGGUAAACAAUCUAUGUUGAUAUUUUUCAACGUGUCUGAAGAGGACUAUGGAAACUACACCUGUGUGGCCAUGAACACGCUGGGAAUCACAAAUGCAAGCAUAAUCCUGUACAGCCCAGGAGCGAUACACGAUGUGAACAGCGCUGCACUUUCUCCAUCCAGCUCUGUCUGCCCACUGCUCACACUCAUUCUCUUUUAUCUCAAGUUUUGAUGCUAGAGACACCAACAACUGCAUCAGCCCCUCUCGACAUAAAGCAAAGACAGACUCAAAGUCCCAUCAUUAGAAACAAACCACUAUUAUUGUUAUUAUUUGGUUUGAACUUUUUUUUUCCUUCCAGGAGUUGGGCUAGAAAAUAGAUUUGGACUAUGAGUCUGUCACAUGAGAAUGUGAGACUGCACAGGAUAGGGUUCUGUGACUAGCUGGUAAAUAUAGUGAUCUCUUCAUUUUUUUUAAAUGUCAAAGAAAAGCAAAAAGUCACUUGAUCGUUAAAAAAAAAAAAAAAACGAAAUAAAUACAUGGAUGGUUUUGCUCGGUAUUGAAAUGUGUGAGUCGAGAUGUCCGUAUCAUGUCAGCUUUCCUUGUAAAAAAAAAAAAAAAUGGAGUUCUUGCAAUGGAUUCUUCUUUCUAAAUAAUCAACAAAAGUGCAAAAAAUCAUGUGAUAUUUGAUUUCCUGUACCUGUACAGAUGUAUACAGUGGAAUACUUACAGUUCAUUUGAAUAUGAGUGAGGUCAGUCUGUGCGUAAUAUAGCUCACAUUUCCUAAAGAAAAGAAAAAAAAACAACAGUCUGUUGUGUAUUAUAAUGUUCAUCUUUCACUGAAAUAAUGUUCUGAUUUUGUAAAGGACUGCUGCAUCACCACACACAGACAGUAGGUCGGUAGGUUAGCCAUCUUACCUGGUCUUUUUAGAUCCUUAUUUUAGACACUCUUUACAGUAAUAUACAUGUAUAAUUAGGACGUAAGAAACACACUGGAUUUGAACAUUCGAUGCAAGAUUUGUGCACAUUUAGGCUUAUACUUCUGCAGAUGAUGAUGUAUAUGUGGAACGAGGCCCUAAAUACCGCAUGUGUAUUCAGAAAAGCAAAAGUAUUAUCAAUUAUUCAUUUACAGUAUACACUUCCUGUAGAAUUGGGAAAUUUCCUGUUCAAUGAUGAUCACAAGGUUAUAAAUAGGGAUGCAUUGAUACCAUUUUUUUAGACCAAAUACGAGUAUGAGUAUGUGUUCUGGUACUAGUCAAUACAGAUAAACUCACAUACUGAUACUUAAACUGAGUAACCGACUUAUUAUUACGCAAUUACGUUCAUCAUGAAAUAUUUUAUUGAACUUUAUUUAGUCGGGUUUUUUUGGGUGCUUGUUAUGCUCUCCUGAUGCCGAGUUAUAGAUUCAAGAUAUUUUAUCAUUUUACUUGGAUUACUUGUAGGUUGAUGCUCUCAGAGUUUGCAGUCUGCUUUGCCUUGAUUGCCAUUAAUCAUGAAAUGUCCAGAUCGCUGUCACUCCGUGUCGUCUGUACACCCGGCUUACCACAUAUAGUUUCAUGAUAUCAAAUUAUAGUAUUGGAGCAAUGAGCACUGACUGAACACGGUACUGAUCUGACACCUGAUCCCUGUACUGGUAUCGAUGCAUCCCUAGUUAUAAUAUGAACUGCUUACAAAUGAGGAAAACCCUUCAUUUUUUGAGGUAUGUUUUUAAUCAUUGUUUGUUUACUCUCUGUUGAGGUAUUUUACCAGUGUUCUCUCUCAGGUUUUAAGGGAUGACUUUAAUUUUUGUGUGCCUGUGAAUGUCUAUGCUUAAAUCCUUAUGGCAAAGGAUAUUAAAAAUAAGGCCAACACCAUUAUUUGUUAUGGUUAGUAUGCAUUAUUUAUUACUCUGUAUUCUCAGAGCUGGUUUUUAAAAGUGCAUUAGAUGCAUUUUAUUCCCAUGCCUUCACCAUGCAAUUUAUCCCUCCUCCUGCCCCACCCUGACCACCGAACUACACCCUUGACACAUCCCCCCGUGUAUCUUCUUGUGUGUAUAUGUAACCUUGAUAAGCUUGCCACUUUCUCUGUCACACCUCUGCACCUGUUACUCUCUCUCUCUAAAAGCAGAGCUCGAAUGCAGUCAGCACCUUAAUGAGGAGAUUUGGAUGCUUCCCAAGGAGAAACAGUUAUCAGCCCAUGACAUUACACCAGCCACACACACUUGCAUGUGCAAACACACACACACACACACACACACACACACAGAAAGAGAGAGGAGAGAGAGAGAGAGAGAGAGAGAGAGAGAGAGAGAGAGAGAGAAGAGAGCAUAGGAAUGAAAACUUGUACACUAAAGAUUUUGCAAGAACCAAAAUCUUCUACUCUACAAUGCAAAACUCAAACACACACACAUACACACACACACACACACACACACACACACACAUGAAUCUGCAUAAUUCUUCAAAAUUGAUUUUUUUCUUGUUCUUUUUAAAAUUAUUAUUAUUAUUAUUAUUAUUAUUAUUAUUAUUAUUACAGACCCAAGAGUGUGUUUUGCAUGUGCUGAGGGAUUUUAUUUUCCUGUAGAGAGAUGAGCUGUAUUAUUUUAAAGAUAAUAAACAAUAAUAAUUUAAAUGUAAAAUUAUAAGGAAAUGCUACAGCUACUAACUUUAAUGAACAAUACGUUCAUCAACGUUCAAUGCUGCAGAGCUCAAGAUAAAUAGGGGAUGUACAUUGGGACACAUUCCAAACAUUACUUAGAUAUUUUAAAAAGCAGAUUUGUAAAAGGUUCCUGAAGGAUAAAAGUAGAAAAGUAAAUGCUACCUAGUAGUUAAGCUGACCUGAACAACAGCACAGAUACAUUGUGCCAGUCAAAUGCUUUAAAUCACACCAUUUGAAAUAAUCCUAAAGAUAAAUAUUACAAAUGAUUGUUUUUAUUGGAAGAAGCUAGUGAAAGUCUUUAAUACAGUUAAGCACUAAAGAUGCAGCGCACUCCCUAUAUGGGUUUCAUAGGUAAUACUACCACUAAUAAAUAAUGAAUCUCUUACCUUUAGUUUUUAGUCAAGGUUUUUUUUAUUAUUACAUUUUUUAUUUAUUUUUUAUUGAAUUUUUUUUACUUAUUUAAUUAAUUUAUUUUUUUUACAAAACUAAUUAUUUUGAUUAAGAGAUUCCAGGUGUUCAAAAACUUUUGACUGAUAGUGUAUGAAGCCUAAAGAUGUCCACAGUGAAGUAUCCACCUGUCAUCUUACCUUCUGGAACAUGAAUUUAUCUGCUUUAUAUAGGAGCAGGGAACGAGAUGUUCCUCAGCUUGAAGAAGUGCCGGUCAAUCUGCAUUAAAUAAUGUUCUGAAGUACAACAACAAUGUAUUUUAGCUCAGUUUUGUUGAAUUCUUUAUUUGGAUUGAUGAGAAGUUGUUGUGUUGUUGAGUUUUCCAGGAACGGCCGCUCUGUGGCGGCUGCACGGCAAAUCACAGGUUUAUAAUAAUGCGUUUGUUCUAAUGCAUCACUGUUUCUAUAGUAACAGAUCAAUCACUAUUGUAUAGCAGACGCUCACACCAUUGAGUCAUAACUAUGAUAAAAAGCAUUGUGUAGACUCUUAUAAAAAAGAGUUUCCUUAGUUAAGGGUCCAUAAAAUCAACCUUUUCUGAGGUUGUACAGUUCUCCUUAGAUCCUUUAAUGUCUCCUCCACAUACUACAGUAGACGACAGAAGAACAGUGAAGUGUUCCAGAUUUGACGUGAACAUUGUACAUUUUUCAAAUUGUUUAUCCCUAACAGUGUAUAACUCAUAUGUCAUGUAAAUGAAUGAUUUCUCAAUUCAUUCAUUUCUCGAUUUGCACCUCACUUUCUGACAUGAAUUUUACAUAUCAUAAAUAAAUAAAAGUCUUUCAAAAAUUC